Molecule: messenger RNA, 2452 nt
Organism: Thamnophis sirtalis
Lineage: Eukaryota; Metazoa; Chordata; Lepidosauria; Squamata; Natricidae
Source: RefSeq, a predicted model, not a curated record
UGCGGGUCGUGCGUGAGCACUACCUGCGCCUCGACGUGCCCUGUGGCAGCGCCCUCUGCCGGGCGGGCUGUCCCCGCGAUGGGAAAUUGCUGUCCGAUGAUGUCACUCACUAUGUUGUGCCUGACUGGAAAGUGCUUCAAGAUUACCUGGAGAUUCUGGAAUUCCCUGAGCUGAAGGGGCUGGUUUUCAUGCAGACCGCAUGUCAAGCGAUGCAGCAGCAAAGAGGCCGCAGGCACUACAAUAAACUGCGGAAUUUAGUGAGGGAUGCCCGUCGCGAUUGCAUUAUAUUUUUUAAUGAAUUCCAGCUGCUUUCUUAUUUGCCACGAGAGCGGGGAGAAUCGCUGGAGAAAUGGCAGACCAGGAGUAUUUACAACGCCUCCGUGUGGUACUAUAAUCACUUCUCGGGCCAGAUGCCCAUCGUCAUGGUAACAGAGGAUGAAGAGGCUGUGCAACUGUUUGGCAGUGAAACGGAAGGCGUCUUUGUGAUCUCAUUCAAGAAUUAUUUGGACAACUUCUGGCCCGAUUUAAAAUCCGCUCAAGAGCUUUUGGAUUCCAUCCUCCAGUCGCGACGUGAACGGGAAAGCGAAAGCCAUGAAAACAGCGGGAAGGAAUAUCCCGAGCAUCUCCCUAUAGAGACCCUGGAAGCUGGGAUCAAAUCAGGACACUACAUCCAGGUGAGGCUUCCAAUGCACGCACAGAAAGCGGAAAUGUCAGAGGGGAAAUUAUCAGUAUUUCUGACCUCAAAGGGUUUUUUUUUCCUGGAAAUAAUGGUGAAAAUGUUAGAGGGUCGGAGAUAUGUCAAAAUGGUACUUUUGCUUUGCUCCCAAUUUCUUAGGGCUACUACUUAUUACUUAGCUGACCGUCGUUAUGACAUGUUGCCUGCCAUCUUGAGUGCCAAUUUAUGCUCUCUUCUUGGGAACGUGGACAGGUAUGCCGUGAGUGUUAUUUGGGAGCUGGACAAGGCCUCUUAUGAAAUAAAGAGAGUCCGGUACAAGAGAACCAUCAUUCGCUCUUCUUACAAACUCUUUUACGAGGCCGCCCAGGCUUUGCUAGAGGGAGACCUGACAGCUGCCGCGGAAAUCCAGGAGCUCAAAGCCAUGGAGGAAAACACACGGCGACAGAAGUUAGAGGAACUGACGUGGGCCAUCGGGAAGUUAACUGAUGUUGCCCGCCAUCUCCGAGCCAAACGCAGCAGCUACGGAGCCCUGGAGCUGGAAGGGGUGGAAAUCAGGGUUCAGCUGGACGACAAGAAGAACAUUGAUGACCUUAUCCCCCGCCAGCCACUGGAAGUUCACGAGACGAUCGCCGAGUGCAUGAUCCUGGCAAACCACUGGGUGGCCAGGAGGAUUUGGGAGGUGUUCCCCUACCAGGCGCUGCUUCGUCAGCACCCGCCGCCCCGGCAGGAGUUUUUUUCCGAGGUCCGAGAAUGUGCUGCUGCAAAAGGCUUUUCGAUUGACACACGGCGGCCCAGCACGUUCAGAAGGAGUCCACGGGGCUCUUCCAGUGCAUGUUCUUCAACGACAAGAGUCCUGCGCGGGAGGAGCAGCGCUCAGCGGACGGAGUGAUCUAUUCCAUCCGAACCAACGGGGUGCUGGUCUUUGUGCCAAGGUAUGGCAUUAAAGGAGCUGCCUACCUGAGGAGCAAGGAAGGGUUGGUCCUCUCCUGUCCAACCGAUGGGAACUAUGAAUGGCAACCUGGUUCUUUGCAGCGCUUCCCCAGCAAAAUUAUCGCCACUCCCACUGUCGGAAAGCCUGUGACUUUGAAUCUCUUUGAUCAUGUGACCGUGAAAAUCUCCGUGCAGACGUCUCGCUGCCAUGCAGACAGGAUCCAACUUCAGAUCACAAGCUGCAAACCAUAUAAGACUUCGGAAACGGAGGCAUCUCAGGGGCCCCAAAUGUCUAGAACAGACUUGGUCAGGGAAGUCACGAAGACGGCAGAGGAAACGCAACUUGCACAGAAUCUGGCCAAAGCAAACCAGGCAAAGGAAGGAUUUGACGAAGAGUAUCGGCAAACCCAGUGCAGGAGGAGUUUGUAUCACCUGCUAGAAGAAAUCAAGGAUUUGUCUCUCUUGGAUGUAUCUGCAGACCAUGGAGCGUGAGGCCUCCUUUCGCACAGCUUCUGUGCCAACACCCCUCUUCUUGUUUCCUUGUUUUUUUUUAAAGUUGUACAUUUAUUAUUACAAUGUUAUGUAAAAAAUUGGAGAUUCUAUUUUGCAUUCUUAAAUCCAUUUACAGCCAUUAUUGGUCAUGGAAGAUAUGCUUUGUCUUUUAUAAAUUAAUUACAGAGAAAUAUAUAUAGCUCUUAAGCACCUCAGGGAGUUAAGUGAUGAUGUAGCAGCUUAGUUCUUUAAAAUACUCCUGCUUGGUAAUUUUGACUGUGUAGAAACCUACAUUAAAUGAGCUGUUUCAAAUUAUUUUAAUGGGUAGUGUAGCAUUUCUCAACUUCAGCAAUU